GGGGUGCAGUGGUCUCACCUUGGAUUUCAAUUUUCAACUGUUAAACUGAUGAAUGUGUGGAUAUUGCAAUAGAGCUUAUCCCCCCUCUCUUUCCCUCCUUUUAGCAUCUAUGAACACCAUCUUUAAACGCCUAUGUCGACAGUAGAAAAAAGAUAGGCGGCUAUGGAAUCCUUGAAGCUUCCCCUCUCUCUUGGCAUGAGCAACCCUUUUCUUACGUCAAGCUUAGUUUCAAGAUUUCACCCAAGAUGCAACCUUGGGCUCUCCAAUGGUUGCAGGAAUCAUUCAGGUUUCAUCAUCGUAUUCCCAACUAAGUUUCUUUCUAAACAUUGCAAUACGAAAGGAGUAUGGUCUGCCCAGGUCAGCACAAGAAGUACAUCAGCAUCAACACAACCCAUUACUGAGGAAUUGAUAGAGGAUAACCCCAAGGAUCUGUACACAAGUGGGGAUUCUAUACGCCGCCGGUUUCUCGAUUUUUAUGCUUCGCGUGGUCACAAAAUCCUUCCAAGUGCUUCUCUUGUGCCAGAGGACCCAACUGUUCUGCUUACAAUUGCUGGAAUGCUUCAGUUCAAGCCAAUAUUUCUUGGAAAGGUUCCUAGACAAGUAGCUCGUGCCACAACUUCCCAAAGGUGCAUACGAACCAAUGAUAUUGAGAAUGUAGGUCGAACAUCUAGACAUCAUACAUUCUUCGAGAUGCUUGGAAACUUUAGUUUUGGAGAUUACUUCAAGAAGGAAGCAAUUAAAUGGGCAUGGGAGCUUACAAUCUCCGAAUUUGGAUUACCAGCUGAAAGAUUAUGGAUUAGUGUUUAUGAAGAUGACGAUGAAGCAUUUUCCAUAUGGCAUGACGAGGCAAGUGUUCCUGUGGAGCGUAUAAAAAGGAUGGGUGAGGAAGACAACUUCUGGACUAGUGGAGUUACUGGUCCCUGUGGUCCAUGCUCCGAGAUUUAUUACGACUUUCAUCCUGAAAGAGGAUUCUCUGAAACAGACCUCGGAGAUGAUAGUAGGUUUAUAGAGUUCUACAAUCUGGUUUUUAUGCAAUACAACAGAACAGAUGAUGGUUCACUUGAACCAUUGAAACAAAUGAAUAUAGACACUGGGCUAGGUUUGGAGCGUAUGGCUCGCAUCCUUCAGAAGGUUCCCAACAAUUAUGAGACUGACUUGAUUUUUCCCAUUAUAGAGAAAGCAUCAGAACUGGCAAAUGUCUCAUAUGCUCGUGCAGAUGAUUCUGUAAAAACAAACCUCAAAAUAAUCGGCGAUCAUAUGCGGGCUAUUGUUUUUCUCCUAUCAGAUGGGGUUGUCCCAUCAAAUAUUGGGAGAGGUUAUGUAGUUCGGCGGCUCAUCAGAAGGGCUGUUCGUACCGGCAGGUUAGCUGGUAUAACGGGCGACGGUAGGGGAAACAUUGAGGGAGCAUUUUUGCCAACAAUCGCUGAAAAAGUAAUUGACAUGAGCACCCACAUAGAUUCAGAUGUAAAAGCAAGAGCACCCCGGAUCCUGGAGGAGUUGAAAAGGGAAGAACUGCGUUUUGUACAAACAUUGGAGAGAGGGGAAAAACUGCUUGACCAAAUGUUAGUGGAAGCUUUGUCAAGUGCUAAUGAAAAUGGAACCACGCCUUGCUUGUCAGGCAAGGAUGCGUUUCUAUUGUAUGACACGUAUGGUUUUCCUGUGGAGAUAACAAGGGAAGUGGCUGGUGAACGCGGCGUCAGUGUAGAUAUGCACACUUUUGAUAUUGAAAUGGAAAACCAAAGACGUCAGUCUCAGGCUGCACAUAGUGCCGUUAAACUUGAAGUUGGAAAUGAUGCUGAUCUAACUGCGAGUAUUUCUAACACAGAGUUUCUUGGUUAUGACACACUUUCCGCUAGAGCAGUAGUUGAGGGUCUCUUAGUUAAUGGGAAAUCAGUACUACAGGUUUCUAAAGGAAAUGAAGUAGAAGUUCUUCUCAACAGAACACCAUUUUAUGCUGAAUCAGGUGGUCAAAUUGGAGACAAUGGCUUUCUUUUCAUUCCUGAAGCUAGAAACCAAGAGCAAGCUGUUAUAGAGAUAAAAGAAGUCAAAAAGUCCCAUGGUAAUAUUUUUGUUCAUACUGGUACUGUGAAGGAGGGAAGUAUAGAGGUUGGGGGAGAAGUGGAAGCUGCAGUAGAUGCAAGGCUGAGGCAGCGCGCUAAGGUUCAUCAUACUGCUACUCAUUUGCUACAAGCUGCACUUAAAAAGGUAAUAGGCCAGGAAACAUCACAAGCUGGUUCAUUGGUAGCUUUUGAUCGGCUUAGAUUUGAUUUCAACUUCCACCGGCCACUUUUGGAUAACGAGCUCAUGGAGAUUGAAGAACUGAUCAAUAGCUGGAUUACGGAUGCUACACUACUGCAAACUAAAGUGAUGGCUCUAACUGAUGCAAAGAAUGCAGGGGCCAUUGCAAUGUUCGGAGAAAAAUAUGGAGAAGAGGUUCGGGUUGUAGAGGUUCCAGGGGUAUCUAUGGAACUAUGCGGUGGCACUCAUGUUAGCAAUACUUCUGAACUACGUGGCUUCAAGAUAAUCUCAGAACAGGGUAUUGCUUCUGGGAUUAGACGUAUUGAAGCAGUGGCUGGUGAAGCUUUUAUCGAGUACAUCAAUGCCAGAGAUAGUUAUAUGAAACAACUAUGCUCCACUCUCAAAGUUAAAGCUGAAGAAGUACCAACCAGAGUAGAAACCCUCCUGGAGGAAUUGCGUUCGGCCAGAAACGAAAUUUCAGCUGCUCGUGCCAAAGCUGCAGUUUACAAAGCCUCUAUUGUUGCAAAUAAAGCAUUCCCUGUGGGAACUUCUACAACAAUCAGGGUGCUGGUCGAGUGCAUGGAUGAUAUGGAUGCUGAUUCACUAAAAAGUGCGGCUGAAUACUUGAUGGAUGAAUUGCAAGACCCUGCAGCUGUAAUUUUGGGUUCAUGUCCAGGCGAAGGCAAGGUAAGUUUAAUUGCUGCAUUCACUCCGGCAGUUGUUGGUAUGGGAAUUCAGGCGGGAAAGUUUAUCGGGCCAAUAGCUAAGUUGUGUGGCGGAGGAGGUGGUGGGAGGCCAAAUUUUGCUCAGGCAGGUGGUAGAAAACCUGAGAAUUUGUCAAGCGCGCUUGAGAAAGCUCGAGCGGAGCUUGUUUCUCUUUUGUCUGAAAAAGCAAGCUGAGAACCAUUUCUACUUGCUCAGAAGCCUACCAUAGACAUCAUCAGGCUGUGAAGCUUCAAAUGGACUCCAUUUUUGAAAUUCUCAGGCAAGUGCACAUUUGCCAUCAUACCCCACCAUAGCAAUACCAUAUAAUUUUUUCUUUCUUUUUUGUUUACAAAUUUUUCUGGGUGGGAAGGGCUGGAAGGUAAAAAUUGUAAAAUGCAUUUAUAGCAUUCAUGAUUUGGUCAAACUGUGAGCUGGCUUUGUGUAAGCCAAUUUGUACAUAUUCAUCAUCAGAAGUACCCCUACAGGGAUAGGAUGGGGCUCUUGUGCUAGCUAGCAUUUGACUUGAGUUUAAAGUAACAAGUGACAUAGUGCAGAAGUCAGUUUGAAACCAUU
This is a messenger RNA of Rhododendron vialii, 3516 nucleotides long. RefSeq names its product alanine--tRNA ligase, chloroplastic/mitochondrial. The record is from RefSeq and is a predicted model, not a curated record. Lineage: Eukaryota; Viridiplantae; Streptophyta; Magnoliopsida; Ericales; Ericaceae. Gene Ontology annotation, biological process: alanyl-tRNA aminoacylation; tRNA modification. The coding region runs from base 163 to 3138 and encodes 991 amino acids. Gene Ontology annotation, molecular function: aminoacyl-tRNA deacylase activity; alanine-tRNA ligase activity; nucleic acid binding. Gene Ontology annotation, cellular component: chloroplast; cytoplasm; cytosol. The transcript has 13 exons.